AUGAAUAAAAACGACUCGAUCAGCUCUGAGACACAGGAAUCAUUGUUGUAUUCGGCCAGACAUGGAGAAUUGUCGGUGGUCAAGGCUUUGCUAGAUGCAAAAAAUGAAGGAAAGCUUACUUUGGAUAUAAAUUGUAAAGGAAAAAAUAAGACAAACUUAGGAUGGACACCACUGCAUUUGGCGACAUACUUUGGCCACACAGAAGUGGUAAGAGCUUUGUUAGAAGCGGGAGCUAAUGUUGACGAGGUCAAUGACACUGGUGACACAGCAUUACAUAAAGCAUCGUUUAUUGGCAAUGAGGACCUCGUCAUUCAAUUGAUUAAACACAAGGCAGAUGUCAACAUAAUGAAUGGCGAAGGGAAGACGCCUUGUGACAUGUCAAAAACUAGGGAUGUUCAACGUUUAUUGGAAGCGGCUGAAAGAUCUGAGAGGCACGAGCGAGAGCGGCUACUUCUGACUGCCGCUAGGGAAGGCAGGAUUGAUGAUAUACAAGAACUGCUAAGCAGUCCAAACACUCCAAACAUCAACUGCGUAGAUGCACAAGGCAACACGUGUUUGCACUGUGCAGCUUACAGAGGGCACACUAGACUGGCUGUGUUACUACUUCAGAAUGGUGUUGACACUACUCUGAGGAAUAAUUGCGGUCAGUUAGCUAUCGACAUGGCUAAAGACACGGAGAUGCGCGAGGUCCUGAGCGUCCGUCCAGUACAAAGGUUACAAAGAACGGCUGCUAGGUUCGAAGGACCACUGCUUAAGAGGUCUCGCUUCUUAGGAUGGAGAACUGUUUGGGCGGUACUACAACGUGGAGUGCUUCUGUACUACGGGUCCCGAGCAGAGGCGGCUCGGGGCGGGACGCACUGGCGCGGCCGCAAGUACCUCGACGCGGCUUCGCUCAACGUCUCCGACACUGAACCCGCGCUCAUCGUACUCCACUUUAGCGAUGGCGAUACUCACCGACUGGCUGUCCCUCAGGGGGAUAGAGACAUCGCCGUAGCUAGACAGUCUUGGGUAACAGCUCUUAACGAGCACAUCGCUUACUCCGGUCACUAUUUAUGGGCGGGGGCAUCCCCUGACACAGCUAGAGAGGCAACUGAGGACUUGGAGGACGAAUGUAAACCCUUAGGUUCAAUGCAAGACUCCUUAACGGCAGCUACCAACAGUCUAGCGCUGCUGGACACUCAACUGAGGGAGUGCGCGGCCAUCGUCGCCGCGCUGGACAAGAGUAUCAACGUUGGCAACUCGCUACAUCAUUCCGCUUAUAUGAGGUUCCAGCACGCCUGCGGCACAGGUUCCGAGGCUCUGUCUGCGCUGCGGCACUGCGCCGCACUCGUGGCGCAGGCCAGGGACGCAGACUCCGCGCGACUCACUAGAGAGGUGCGUAUACAUGUAGCUCGCUCGGCUCUGUCUGCACUCGUGGCGCAGGCCAGGGACGCAGACUCCGCGCGACUCACUAGAGAGGUGCGUAUACAUGUAGCUCGCUCGGCUCUGUCUGCACUCGUGGCGCAGGCCAGGGACGCAGACUCCGCGCGACUCACUAGAGAGGUGCGUAUACAUGUAGCUCGCUCGGCUCUGUCUGCACUCGUGGCGCAGGCCAGGGACGCAGACUCCGCGCGACUCACUAGAGAGGUGCGUAUACAUGUAGCUCGCUCGGCUCUGUCUGCACUCGUGGCGCAGGCCAGGGACGCAGACUCCGCGCGACUCACUAGAGAGAUAGAACGCAACAGGGUGUUAGAAGAGGCUUUGGCAGCGCUGGCAAGGACACAUCACGCGCUAGAAAUGUCCGUCGCCGAAGAACUCACUAAGAGUAAGAGAAAGAAAAAAUCAGCUUCACAUUCGACGCUAAAUGAGUCUAAAGACAAUUUCUUUGAUGUAUUUGAAAAUUCAGACGAUGAAGACGAUACUUUAGUGACGGCAGGGCUAUCAAGCCCGCUUGGAGCUUUGAGCCCGUGGGGCAGCAGCCCUGACCUAACACGAUAUACGCCUAUAGGUAGUGUCGAUGGUGACAAGACCCCAACGAACGAGGAGGAGGAGUGGUCCCCCGGGUCGGGCGGGUCGCUGCGCACGGCGCUGAGCGGCGCCAGCUCGCGCGGCACGCUCGUGUCGCAGGGCGGCCACGUGUACAGGAACGCGCGGCCCUACCGCAAGAACACGCACCCCAGUUCUCAGUGGUCACUUUAG
This is a messenger RNA of Arctia plantaginis, 2178 nucleotides long. The record is from the annotation of a GenBank genome assembly. Lineage: Eukaryota; Metazoa; Arthropoda; Insecta; Lepidoptera; Erebidae.